Messenger RNA from Boleophthalmus pectinirostris (great blue-spotted mudskipper), 2332 nucleotides. RefSeq names its product rhotekin a (gene rtkna). Bases 233 to 1078 code for a protein of 281 amino acids. The record is from RefSeq and is a predicted model, not a curated record. Lineage: Eukaryota; Metazoa; Chordata; Actinopteri; Gobiiformes; Gobiidae. The transcript is spliced from 3 exons.
AGUGUAAAGUCAGCUGUGAGUACGCGUUGCUCGAGAGUACAGUCGGUAUGGAUUCAUCAGAAAAGAGUGUUUGACCUUUAUAAGGAGUCCUCAUCCCUUGACUUUUCUAGUGUUUUGUCCUACCACUUUAGAUCAGCGGUUGGCUCAUUUUUUCUUUCCAACGCGCUCUUCUGUUGAAAUUCAGCGUUCCCACUUCAAAACAAGACUAUCCUCGAAGUUGGCAGCGAGCGUGAUGUUUUGCCGAAAUCAAACAGCAAGAGCCACCGUUGCCCGCGGCUCGGCUCUUGAAAUGGAGAUACGACGAGGAAAGUUCAGAAAGAGCGUUUUCCUGGACACAUCACAGACACCUAAACAAGGCUCCCUUUAUCAUGAAAUGGUUAUUGAGUCUUCUGAUGACCUCAGCACCACAGUCUCAGACAUACUGGCACGGAGGAUGCAGGAGCUGGAGCUCCGCAGUCAGCUGGGAUCGUCUCCCACAUGGAUGACUCUGUUUGAGGAAAACAUCCCACAAAGCGCCAGUCGCCCUCGUCCCUGUGAUUCUCGCCUGUUGGGCCACAGCCCUUGCUCCGCUCGCCGCCCGUCCCGAAGCCCCAUGAGCCCACAGAGGUACCCACAGCUGGGUCUGUUAUCCUCUGAUGCAAGUCUGACUUCAGACAGUGACAGCCACUGCAGCACCAGUCCCUGCUCUCAGCAACAUGCCUGGCCUGAUUCCAACUUCGCUCUCCUGACAUCAUCUUCCCCAUCCCGUUUUAGGCCGCGCACUUUGUCUCUAGAUGCAAAACUCAGCACCCUCAGAGGGCGGGGCUAUGGGGCCUUUCAGUGCUCCUGUCAGACUCCUCCCUCUUCUAUUGUGAAUCCUCUUCAGACAUCUCAGUCCCCUCUGUCUUUGUGCAGCACACAAACCACUCUCUCCUGCUCAAGCUCCACCUCCAGUAACAGCUCCAGUAACAGUGACGGCAGCCACAGCCUGGAGCUAUCCGAAGGAGUCCCCUUUUCAAGGCCCUCCCCAGCUCGCCGCAGUCUCAGGAACUUACGAGCCAGACUUGAUCCUCGCAACUGGCUCCAAAGUCAAGUGUGAGCCUUUUGGCCAUGGGGCAAACUUAAAUUGUAAUACACCUGGCUUAAUAUAUGUGAAACCUCCGACAGUCUGCUAAGAUCUGAGUACUGCUCCAGGACAAACUGCAUCUAUCCUGCUUCAUAGAAGAGCCCUAAUGGGAAUGGCUUCUAACACAAAAUAGAUGACAAUCAUCUUGGUUGCUCUGCACUUUAAUGGGUUAUAAAGUAGUGGGGGACAUCCCCACUAAAUCAAAAUACGGUACAGAGAGUUUUCUUUUAAAUAUGUGAGGUACUUUUGGGAGAGAUGGUUCAUGAUAAUGUAAAGCUCUCUAAUUGGAGCACAUUUUGUUCUAUUUGUGUGUCAGCUAUACUGGCCACCUAAAAGUUCUAACUAAUAAUGCACUAGCAGGUCAUAUUGUGGUACAGUUGUGCAGUGUUGUUAAGAGAGCAAAUUAGCAUGUGCCCAGAUGAACAUUUGAUGAGAAUGUGUUUUCACAUAAUUGUGUUGCCUAUACUGUGAGAACUGUUUCAGUGUAUUUUUCUCCUCAUCAGAUUAUACACCGAAGCCCUUAUAUUUUUAGCAUAAUUUCACUGUCAAAAUGCUAAACGUCAGUAUGUGGACGAAAGCUUUGAAUGCCCACACACUUACUGUACUAGUCAUUACUGUGUUUACCUGUACAACCUGAUCUGAUCCAUUUUUGCCAAUGUUCGGAAGUAUUUCUCCAUAAAUAGGUUACUGCUAUUAUCUACAAUGCAAUACCUCUAUGUACAAGGAAUCGCUAAAAAUAUAUUUCAACAUGGCAAUACUAGAUAAUAUUAUAGUAUUGGAGAAUAGGUAUGUAUGUCUUAUUUAAUUAAGUUAUUUACUUUGUCUUUUAAACUCAACACAAAUACUUCAAUUUCAUGAGUGUUACAUAUGUCAAAUGUUUCCAUGCAGCAUUUUCUGUAAAUGUAAAUUAGUUUUAUAUACUAACAAAUAAACCUCUUCUCUUUAUAUUUUGUUUGUACAUAUUCUGAAGAUGUGAUUUGCAGAGAAUGUUUCAAUGGAAUCUCGUUGGCAGGUUUUCUACUCUGCACGAUCUCAUCCUGUAUGAAAUAAGAAAAUGUAAAUAAUAAUUUUAAUAAAUGUGUUGCGUUUAACUAACUACUAAAGAUACAUGGCAGUAAAUUGAAGCAUGUAACUUGCAUCUUCACACACAAACCCACAGACCUGCUAUAUGAGAAGACCAAACAUUUUCACUCUUGGUUUCUGGUUCUCCUUUGGCUUUAUAACUUU